AAACCGGCACCUUCUGUACCAACACCAACAAAAACAACAACAGAGCCAGUAGUGGAGACUCCGGUAUCUACUGCAGCUACACCGAAGUCUGUGAAAGAGGAAGUACCUGUUGUUGCAAAGCCAGUGGAACCGGAAGCAAUUGCAGUGGAAAAGUUGCGUAUUGAUGAGGCAGCGGAAGAGGGAAUAAUGGAAGAGGGUGGGGAUGAGACUCUUUCUGUGUUGGAUGAUUUUCCACAGACGAUGGAGAGCAUUACAGAGAGCAAAAAUUCAUCGGAAGAAGGAAUUGAGUUUGAGGAUGUAUACGUGGAAUCUCCCUCUUUUCAGGAACCACAAGAGAGGGAUGUACCGUUGGAACCCGAAAUUGUGGAAACUGAAGAGGUUGUCAUGUACAACACGAUAGGGUCCUUUAAUAAGAUUUCAGAGAAUGUUGAGGAAGAAGAGAAUGAACUGGAAGAGGAAGAAUAUGAAGGGAAAGAAAUGAGUCACCCACGUCCUUAUUUCCCACCUGCGGAGCCGCAGAACCGUAUCUCUUCUACAGAUGAGAAGAGUUCUAUGAAUGCCGGUGUUUCUACAACCCCUCCCCCGCUCUCCGCUGUGGAGUUAUCGCAGUACUAUCACGGUGUCCUUCGUGCUCUCUACGAAGAAGAGAGUUUCGCCUCUGCACUGGCGUGGAUUAAGUUGGGUGUUGCCCACGGCCACGGUCGCCUGCAUUGGCUCUUGGGUGUUCUCUACGCCAACGGCAUUGGUGUUCCACAAUCCGAUGCGAAGGCCAUUCUCCAUCACACCUUCGCGGCAUUAGAACAUGUGCCGGAGGCUCAUAUGGCUCUUGGCCGCCGCUACGCGGAUGGCAUUGGUGUUGCCAGCAGCUGCGAGAAGGCGUUGCGGCAUUACCGCGAGGUGGCCGACAUUGUGGCCCAUAGUUACAACGGCGUACCAAAUCCUCUUCAACACCUGCGGGAAAUGCGGGGAGGACGACUGGUGGAUGAGUCAGAGGCCAUGCAACUUCUCAUGUACCGCGCAGAUGAGGGCGCGACGGAUGCCCUUCUCGCCCUUGGCCGUAUUUACUUUCGUGGUCGGCGUGGAAUACCGCGAGAUUGGCACCGCGCCCGUUUAUAUUUCCUUAACGCUCUCGAUCGUGGGGAAGUCGCUGCGUACGGCGCACUUGGACAACUCCACGCUACCGGCGAUAACACCGCACAACCGGCCAUUGCAAGAGAUUUGGCGACGGCAGCAACGUAUUAUUCACAAGGGGCGGCACAAAAUGAUCCUGUCUCACUUAAUGGUAUGGGAUAUCUUCACGCGGUUGGUUUCUACGUGAAUGGGCAACCCGCCACACCAGAGGGAGAAACAGGAACAGAAGGUGCUGUGGAUAUUGAGAGUAGUGAUCAUGAAAAAGGGAAAGCAAAACCAGAUUAUGUAACAGCAGCAGAGUAUUUUAGGUUAAGUGCCGAACAUGGGAGUGUAGAGGGUAUUUACAAUCUUGGUGUACUCUUAUUACACGGUCGUGGUGUGCCACAAGAUGUAGUGUCAGCAAUUAGACAUUUUGAAACGGCAGCCGUUCGUGGUAAUCUCCUCUCAUUCUGGCAACUCGCACGUAUUGAGUAUGAUAAGGGGAAUUGUAUGCGAUCAUUAAGUUAUUAUAGUCGUGUAGCAUCUUUUAAUUCUUUCUUUGAUUCCUCUAAUGACUCCCCAUACUUUCCAUUGGAUGAAAAGGGUAUAUCCCCACCGAUUGUACCUCGUAAAGGUAAUACGCUGGUACAAUUAUUUGAGGUUCUCUCACUCGCAGAGGCUGGACACAUUUCCUCAAGAAAAAAUGCCGCUCAACUGAUUGAAAGCGUCCCAAUAAUGGAAGAACCACCUGAAGCAUUGGAAAAUGAAGUCUUUGCAAAGAGCGGUAGACCACCAGAACGUGCAAUGAAGAAUGAAAGUGGAGUCAUCUGGUUAGAAUGGUAUCAUACCCCAACAAGUAAUACCUUGACAGAAGAGCAAACACCAUCUUCCCCACGGCUGCUAUCACAGAGUGAGGCACUUAAUAUGUUACGACUGCGAAUAUAUGGAAUGUCCGCCAUUUUUGGAAACCCUGAGGCUAAUUUGCGUCUUGGUGAUUUUUAUUAUUAUGGUGAAAGUCGAUUAAUUGGUUCAAGUAUGUCACAGGCAUUAAUGCAUUAUGAAGCGGCUGCUAGCAAACAUAAUCCCAAAGCAUUAUUUAAUAUGGGAUUUAUGUAUCAAUUGGGUCUAGGCGUUAAAAAUAGCCGAAACGUUCUCGGUGUUAGAGAUGCUCUUAUUCGCAUUAUCACUGCCGGAGCUGUGGAGGAUGACAUGAAUGAUGAUAAUACUAAUAAUAAUAAUAAUAAUAAUAAAGAAACCGAAGCAAAAGAAAAAGGGAAAGCAGCUAAAAUUAUUGCUGCAGAGGAGAUGCGGCUAUACUUGGCGAAGCGGUAUUACGAUCGUGUAGUGGAAGCAGAUCCUACGGGUUCUGUCUAUGCUGUUAACUUUGCACUUAUGUCUCUUAAUUUUCAAUGGUGGUGGCUGUACUUCUCACGACAACGUUAUGGUUUUUCCAAACUAUUGGGUUUACCAAUGCCAUUUGAGCAGGAAGAUAUAAUGGAGGACAUAACUGACACAUCUGUACUUUUAUCUUCUGACAAACAAGAGGGAGAGAAUCGACCUCAUCCAUACCGACACGAUCAACAACAACAACAACAACAACAGAAAUUGUCUGUUGAGAGUUCGAGUUCUACUUCUACUUCGAGUUCUGUGGUUCACAAGACUGCCGCAGUUGGGGAUCAUUGGAGUUGGGAUGAUUACAUUCUUAUUUGUAGUUCACUUUCUUUGUUCGUCCUUUUACUGCUUCGCCAUCACGGGGCGUGA
This is a messenger RNA of Trypanosoma theileri, 2871 nucleotides long. RefSeq lists its product as uncharacterized. Gene Ontology annotation, molecular function: protein binding. The record is from RefSeq and is a predicted model, not a curated record. Gene Ontology annotation, biological process: ERAD pathway. The transcript has a single exon. NCBI's taxonomy places the organism in Eukaryota, Euglenozoa, Kinetoplastea, Trypanosomatida, Trypanosomatidae. The annotation marks the transcript as partial. Gene Ontology annotation, cellular component: endoplasmic reticulum membrane.